Didymodactylos carnosus is the source of this 1389-nucleotide messenger RNA. NCBI's taxonomy places the organism in Eukaryota, Metazoa, Rotifera, Eurotatoria, Philodinida, Philodinidae. The record is from the annotation of a GenBank genome assembly.
AUGUCAAGUAUUACUGGUCAUGUUGUUAUAUCAUCGAAUAAUGAAAAUGAACAAUUAUUUUCAAAUAAUCUAACUUGUUCAUUUUUACAAUGUUUCUAUCAAUUAAUAUGUGUAACAAUCAUUGUAUAUUUGCAUAGUAUUGCUAUUGUAAUAAUCUAUUUUAUUUAUGUUAAAUUAUUUUAUUCGACAUAUUUUUAUAUAAGUAUUCCAAUAUGUUGGAUACUAUGGUCAUUUUUAUGUCUAUUUAUUACAUUAUUUUUAUUAAAAUUUAUUAUUGGUAAUACUCAACCCGGAUAUUAUACUUUAAAUUCAUGGUAUUAUAUACAUAAAAUAUGGUUAAGACGAUUAAUUGUGUCAAGUUUUGACUAUUCAUUUACAAUUUUAGGUGGUUAUCAUUGUUGGUUUCCUAUUCUUCUUCGAUGGUUAGGUUCUAAUAUAAAAGGAAAUAAUACAAAAAUUGGACCAUAUGAUUCAUUUUUAAAUUAUCCAUCAAAUUUAUUAACAAUUGAAGAUAGUUGUGCAUUGUUUAGUGGAGCUAUGCUAGUUCAUAAUGAAGUUAAACAUAAUGGUCAUUGUAUUAUUGAUCAAAUUAGAAUUAGUACAGGAGUUACAAUAGGAAAUGAUUGUGUAAUUCAUGCUGGUUCAAUUAUUCCAUCUCAAGUAAUUGUUGGAAGUAUGACACGUUAUACAUCAGAAACAAUAUGUAAUGAAAAUGAUAUUCUAUUAGGUAUACCAGCAUCUAAAAUGCCAUUUAUAUUUCCAUCAAUUAAACAACAGAAUAUGCAGAUGGGAAAUUUUAUAACAGAAUUUGGUGAAAUAUUAAUUAAACAAUUUCUUGCUAAGUUUGUAUUUGUUAUAUGUGGAUUAUUUUGUAUAAAUAUUUUUAACAAUAUCUUUCUAUCAUUUCUAAUCUUUAUGAUUAUUUAUUCAAUUGUAUUUUGUUUACUUUAUCGUUUAUCAAACGCUGAUAUGUGGCAAAUUGGAACAUAUUCAUAUGAAAAUACAACACGUUGGCAUCAUUUUAUCUUUUUAUUAAUGUCAAUAGAUUAUUUUUUUGUAAUUGGUUCUCUAUUAGGAGGAACACAAUGGUUACUCUAUUUAUUUCGUAGUUUAGGUACAAAAAUUAAUGGUAAUGAUGUUAUUAUUGCAGAUUUUAAUAAUUUAGAAGAUUACCAUUUGAUUACAAUAGAUAACCAUGUCAGAAUCAAUUCAAAAGCUAGAAUCCAGUCUUUUGAAACUCAUUCAUCUAGUACUCCAAAUGUUCAUUGUCCGCGAGCAGCACAAAGGUUGGAUUCAUCUCUAACGAAAAUCCGAUCUCGAGAAGCAAAUCAUGCCUCAACACAAUUAUUCGAAACGAAUCAUCUGCAAGAAGAUUUUAAUAAACCUUAA